Messenger RNA from Prunus armeniaca (apricot), 1086 nucleotides. NCBI's taxonomy places the organism in Eukaryota, Viridiplantae, Streptophyta, Magnoliopsida, Rosales, Rosaceae. The record is from the annotation of a GenBank genome assembly.
AUGAGCGACCGAAAGGAAUGGCAACAUUCCUAUCAGCCGAUGAACUAUAACGACUAUUAUUCUUAUGGCUCGAAUAGCCAAUCCAUCGACCAAAACUAUGGGCAGUAUAGUUUUACCCAUCAAGGCGGGCCUAACAACCAAUAUGGCUCAAGUAGUCAGUUUGGCGGCCAAUAUGGUGGGCACAACUAUGUUGGGGAAUAUGAUGUUAUGAACCAAAAUGGUUCGAAUGAUCAAAAUGGCUUUGACGGCCAAUACGAUUCUACAUAUCAAUAUGGUUCUGGUAGCCAAUUCAAUGGCCAACAUGGCGGAAACAAUAAUCAUGGCCAAAAUAAUAUAAUAUAUCAAAAUUAUGCGAAUGGCCAACAUGGUUAUAAUGGCCAGUACAAUCAAGUGGCCGGAGGACAAAAUAAUUCGGUCAAUAUUUAUAAUCAGCCUAGUUACGGCCUCCACCAAGCUAAUCAGAUUUUUGGCUGUAACGACCAAAAUAAUAUUAACAUAGGUGAAAGGUCAUAUGUUGACCGUAUGGACAAAGAACAUCAAAAUUUCAUAAAGGAAAUAUCCGAAGUGAAAGAUAUGAUGGAUGAGUUUCAUGCUUCCAACGAACUUUUGUUCCAAGGUUUGCGUGAAGUCACCUCGCGACUUGUAGUAGAAGAGCAAGCUCUUAGUCACAAUCUUAAAUCUCAGCCACAGCAAGAAAACCAUCAAGUGACUACAAUACGGUCACUCAUUCUACCUACCUAUGUGGAGGAAAAUGAGGUUGACCGACAAUAUUUAAAGGAAAAGGAUGUGGAUGAAUCGGCCUUGGAAUUCAGUACUCCGACCCAUUUACCUUUUGAAAACCUCACAUUGGUUGAAAAAGGGAAAAGUAUUGGUAUGGUUGCAGUCCGGCCACCUGUUUCACCAACUUUCCCAGAGGAAAAUGAAGUCAAUCAAGAAUAUGUGAAUGAGAGAAAAGUGGACGAGUCGGCCUUAGAGUUGAAAACUCAAAUUGACUUUCCUAUUGAAACUCUCACGUUGGUUGAGGAAGAAAAAUCCACCCAAGAGAAUGCGGUCCAACAAGCGGUCGAGGGGACCAAUCAGAUGUGA